AACUCAGGUUUGAGGUUACCUUGUUUACUCAGAAUGGCCCAUAAAUAUGAAUCUCUCAGAAAUUUCCAAUAUAAUCUCACAGAAAAUUUACCCUAGCACUAGCUAGCCCUCUGCUUUUUCUGCUUCUGAUGUCGCUUGUUGGUUUCUCUUCCUCUCUCUCAGACUUCGUCGAAGUCUGUCUUUGUUUGUUUCUUUUUUCUGUAGUGGAUCUUUGUGGAAAGAGAGAUGAUCGUUUAGAAGACCUUUCUCCAGACUCCUUGGAUGACUUGAACGCAGGCUCGAACCCUUUUUCUGAUUUUUAUUACAAACAGUACUACUCCAGCGCAGGUGCUAAUUUUCUUCCUAUUUACAGUGAUUUUGAGAGCCAACUCUGUGUUCCACAAGACUCUUUGGACGACAUAGACAUGUUCCCAUCUUUUACAAAUGAUUCUAUAUCCAGCCAGGAUUUGUGUUCGGUUUUAGAGAGUCGAGAAGUCCUCUCGUUUGAUGACAUCAAUAUUCCAGUGACCCCGAAGCAAGAAUCGGAGGAAAUAAAGCGGAUGCCUUUUCAACUUUGCGAUCGUUUUAGUAAUGAAAACCAUGGCAGUAACGAACAGACUGACUUUAUAGACAUUAGUGGCGCCGGUAAAAAACCAAGGACCAAACAGCGGUGUGGGCGUUCAUCUGCGUCGUUGGACAUGAAAAGGAAAUAUUGUACUCAUUGUCAGGCAGAGAAGACACCGCAAUGGCGAGAAGGUCCAGAGGGACCUAAGACGCUGUGCAACGCAUGCGGGGUACGUUAUAAGUCGGGAAGGUUAGUGCCGGAGUAUCGUCCGUCUGCGAGUCCAACUUUUGAUGUUGGAAAGCAUUCGAAUUUUCACAGGCAGAUAUUGAAAUGGAGGAGGCCGAGUAAUACUAAUGUUAAAUAGCUAGAGGCUUUACGUUUAGCUAAAAAUGCAUUGUGCAUGCAUGUCUCAUCCUUGGACGUGGGUUUUGUUAGAAUUUUUAGAUUUAUACUUGGGGUUUUCGGUCAGACCUCGUUAAUUCUAUAUUCCUUUUAGAAUAAUGAUUAGUAAUUUGUCAUAAAUAUGUUA
This is a messenger RNA of Juglans microcarpa x Juglans regia, 1073 nucleotides long. RefSeq names its product GATA transcription factor 4-like. Bases 129 to 908 code for a protein of 259 amino acids. Lineage: Eukaryota; Viridiplantae; Streptophyta; Magnoliopsida; Fagales; Juglandaceae. Gene Ontology annotation, molecular function: sequence-specific DNA binding; zinc ion binding. Gene Ontology annotation, biological process: regulation of DNA-templated transcription. The transcript has a single exon. The record is from RefSeq and is a predicted model, not a curated record.